AUGUCUUGCACUACUCGUGUCUUAACCGCUAUCCUCCUAUGUCUCGCUCUCGCCACGCGUUUCACUAAUGCAGAUCCUGCACCUCCAUCUCCUGCGACAUUUCCUCGAGCACUUCACCAGGUCCAACGCCGAGAACUCCAAGUUCGAGCAAACUAUCCCGAGUUCUUUGUUCCUCGAGACGACACAUCACCCACAGGCUCAGACGAUGAUGAUGACGACGAUUGUGCGAACAGCGCACGGAGAAGACGGAGAGAUUUCUACGAAUGGAGCGAUCAAUUACUUUCGGUCGAUGAGAUUGUUGACUUUUUACUCGGUGGUGGAGGGUUCACUUCAGCAAACGGAACGUCGUACCACGAUCCCGAGUUUAUCAAAGAACAUGAACGCGCCUAUAAAGCCUACGGUCCUUAUUCCACCCUCCGCAGAUGGGUCACGAACUCGUUUGGCGAACGAAUCAUGUACCUCACUCUCCCGGCUUACCAGGCAUGGAAGAACAACGUCGACCCCGAGUCCGUCGUUUACCUUACGUCCAGAACCGGUUUCAGAGCCAAAGAUCUUCCUGAGAUAGAACGUGCUCUUCUCGGACACGCGGAGUUUACAGAGCUUAAAGUAUCCGGUGCACAUAUAACUCGGCGCUGGUUGGAAGCUGCUAUCAAGUAUUCCGAUUGA
Messenger RNA from Lentinula edodes (shiitake mushroom), 666 nucleotides. RefSeq lists its product as uncharacterized. The transcript is spliced from 3 exons. NCBI's taxonomy places the organism in Eukaryota, Fungi, Basidiomycota, Agaricomycetes, Agaricales, Omphalotaceae. The record is from RefSeq and is a predicted model, not a curated record. The coding region runs from base 1 to 666 and encodes 221 amino acids.